AUGGCUGAUUUUCAACAAAAACUGGAAGCACUUAAGGGUCUUGUUGGUGUGCUAAACAGCAUGGAGGAUGAAGGUGAAACUGAACCUCAAAACGCUUCACCUUCAACACCACACAAUCACAAUCCUGCUUCUCAGCCUGGAAGGAAUCAUCGUCGCUCAUCUGGAAAAUAUAACAACAGUGGGAAACAGAACAUAAAAGGUCUGAGUAAUCAAACUGGUUUCACUGAAGGCAAUGCUAAUGGAGCUAUCAACUUUGGUGAUUUACAUAUGUAA
Lathyrus sativus (Indian pea) is the source of this 273-nucleotide messenger RNA. The record is from the annotation of a GenBank genome assembly. Lineage: Eukaryota; Viridiplantae; Streptophyta; Magnoliopsida; Fabales; Fabaceae.